AUGUCCGAAGACAGCGAAUUACAAGCAAAGAUCGCCGCUCUGGCUGGAAGGAUCAACAUCCACAAGCAGCAGCAGCAGCAGCAGACCGAAGACCACCACCCCCCUGCCUACUACGGUAAACCCGCGAAGCGGACGACUCGCCACCGUGAGAAGACCAUGGCUGAUGCUGGACAAGGUCGCGGUCGCGGACGUGGCGGUUGGGCGCCCUACCGUGGCACCCCAUACGGCGCUCCGCGUGGCCGUGGUGGCAAGGUGUUCAAUCGCACUCUGGUCCUGAACAACAACCGAGCCAGUAACGCUUCGUCUGCCGAUAUCACUUCCCCGACGAACGCAUCCACUGCGGACGGCGCCCCUUCGCCGCACACCAAUGAGGCAUCUGGAUGGGUCGUCAAGCGUGAUAGGCAUAUGCAGCUGAUCAACCCCGCUAUCUACGAUCAGGUGGCUCAGCAACGGGCCAAAGAUAUAGAGCAGAGCACCGAGCAGCGCCGCCAGCAACGCAACCUGAAGGAAAAGGCCAGGCUCAGCAAACACUUCCAGAUGACGCUGGAGCCCGGACAAGCCUCGAUUGGAGACCAAGCUGCCACGACCCCGCAGAAAUACGAAAUCGAAGUCGACAACAUCCGCUUCCGCGUCACCGAUGGCGGCAGCAAGCUCGUUAGGAUCUCUAACGAUCCCAGCACCGCACGCACAACGCCGAAACAGGCCAAGAUUGGUGGUGUUACGUUCUUGAGAAGCAAGAACGGCAAUCUCUACCGUUCUGGCCUCAUCAAGAACAAGCAGAACAAGCCUGUCAAGAAGAUCAACGAGCCUUGCCCAAGGUUCACUACCACCGGAACGUGCGCCAAGGGGCCGCUGUGUCGCUAUCUGCAUGACCCGCACAAGGUUGCCAUCUGCAAGGACUAUUUGCUGAGAGGCAACUGCGCGCUUGGCGACGGUUGCGACCUGUCGCACGACCCCAGCCCCAAUCGCGUCCCUGCAUGCGUGCAUUUCAUGCGCGGCAACUGCACGAACGACGCUUGCCAUUACGCGCACAUCAGAGUUAACCCGAGUGCGUCUGUGUGCCGUGCUUUCGGGACGGUCGGCUACUGCGAGAAGGGAUCUGACUGCGCCGAGCGCCAUGUGUUUGAGUGUCCUGAUUAUGCUAACCACGCAGUCUGCCGCAACCCCAAGUGCCGGCUUCCUCACGUCGACCGGGCUGGCCAGAUCCGCAAGGCGGCGGCGGCGCAAACGGCCAGUGCCGAUGCCGAGAUGGGGUCGCCAGAUUUGUCAAGUGACGAUGAGUACGACGAGAUCGACAGCGACGACGUCGAUUCGGAUGAUGAGAUUGAGGAAGACGUGGUCAUGCACGGCUCGGACGACAACGGCCAGGAGCUGUCGCAGCAGCAGGAUUUUGUGGGCUUCUGA
Molecule: messenger RNA, 1404 nt
Organism: Diplodia corticola
Lineage: Eukaryota; Fungi; Ascomycota; Dothideomycetes; Botryosphaeriales; Botryosphaeriaceae
Product: ccch zinc finger protein
Exons: 5
Coding region: 1-1404 (467 amino acids)
Cellular component (GO): nucleus
Molecular function (GO): metal ion binding
Source: RefSeq, a predicted model, not a curated record